AUAUCUGGGUUCUCCAUUCUCAUCAAUCAACAUUUCAAACGCUAGCCCUCGCACCAAUUUUAAUCCAAAUGGCGAGAGAAGAAGUCUCGCGUGCUGCACCAGCGAAGGCUUCGGCUCCUGCAAAUUCCGCCGGCAAUCGCAGGAAGACAACUAAUUCGCAGAAGGCCAAGAAGAAGAACCCUAGCAACCUGCGGUCUAGUUCCGCACACCCAACCUAUCUUGAGAUGAUUGGAGAGGCAGUCACUUCGUUGAAGGAGAGAACGGGAUCGAGCCAGUACGCCAUUACCAAAUUCAUCGAAGACAAGCACAAAUCACACCUGCCAUCAAACUUCAGCAAGUUACUUCUCGUCCAGCUCCGAAAAUUUGUAGCAAGUGGAAAGCUCACUAAGGUGAAGAACUCGUACAAGCUCCCUGCGAAAACUAAGAAACCCUCUGUUACUGAGCCAACCAAGACAAAACCGAAAUCGGCCGUGGCCGCCAAGUCUAAGGUGAAGGCGACCGCCGUGGCAAAGCCCAAAGCGGCUGUGAAGGUCUCAAAACCUAAACCUAAGACUGUUGCAGAGAAAUCCAAUAAUCGCCCUGCUAAGGUGGCGAAGACUUCUGCUAAACAGACUCCUGGGAAGAAGGUUGCUGCGUCAAACAAAACUGUUGCUGCACCAAAAAAACAAGUGGCUAAAACGACGAAGAAGGUGAAGAGUGGGAAUUCUGCAGUUAAGGUACCGGUAAAGAAGGCUUUGGCUAGAAAGGCAUAGUAGGAAGUACGUAAUUACGGUUUUAUGUUUUGUUUAGUUUUUAUGCAAGGGCAGUGUUUGUAAAUUUAACU
Molecule: messenger RNA, 823 nt
Organism: Phalaenopsis equestris
Lineage: Eukaryota; Viridiplantae; Streptophyta; Magnoliopsida; Asparagales; Orchidaceae
Product: histone H1-like
Exons: 2
Coding region: 69-752 (227 amino acids)
Biological process (GO): chromosome condensation; nucleosome assembly; negative regulation of DNA recombination
Cellular component (GO): nucleosome; nucleus
Molecular function (GO): structural constituent of chromatin; nucleosomal DNA binding; double-stranded DNA binding
Source: RefSeq, a predicted model, not a curated record